AUGGGCUCAAGUAACAGGACAAGAGUUUCAGAAUUUCUUCUUCUGGGAUUUUUAGAAAACAAAGACCUGCAACCCCUUAUUUAUGGUCUUUUCCUCUCUAUGUACGUGGUUACUGUUGUUGGGAACAUGUUCAUCAUCCUGGCUAUCAUAUCAGGCCCCCGACUACAUACCCCCAUGUAUUUCUUCCUGUCUAACCUGUCCUUUGUGGACAUCUGCUUCAUCUCAACUACGGUUCCAAAGAUGUUAGUGAACAUCCAGACCCAAAACAAGAUCAUCACUUAUGCAGGGUGUAUUACCCAGAUAUAUUUCUUCUUGCUUUUUGUAGAACUGGACAACUUUUUGCUGACUAUCAUGGCCUAUGACCGUUAUGUGGCCAUCUGUCACCCUAUGCACUACACAGUUAUCAUGAACUACCAGCUCUGUGGAUUUCUGGUUCUGGUGUCUUGGAUUAUAAGUGUUCUGCAUGCCUUGUUUCAAAGCUUAAUGAUGUUGGAGCUUCCCUUCUGCACAGAGCUGGAAAUCCCACACUUCUUCUGUGAACCUAAUCAGGUGAUUCAGCUCACUUGUUCUGAUGCAUUUCUUACUGAUCUGGUGAUAUAUUUUACACUUGUGCUGCUGGCUGCUGUUCCUCUUGCUGGUAUCUUCUAUUCUUACUUCAAGAUAGUGUCCUCCAUACGUACAAUGUCCUCAGUUCAUGGGAAGUACAAAGCGUUCUCCACCUGUGCAUCUCAUCUACUAGUUGUCUCAUUAUUUUAUUGCACAGGCCUAGGAGUGUACCUCAGUUCUGCUGCAAACCACAGCUCACAAGUAAGUGCAACGGCCUCAGUCAUGUACACUGUGUUUACCCCUAUGAUGAACCCUUUCAUCUAUAGUCUUAGGAAUAAAGAUGUUAAGAGUGCUCUAAAAAGACUCUUUGUGAGGAAAUUAUAA
This is a messenger RNA of Apodemus sylvaticus (European woodmouse), 930 nucleotides long. Its product is annotated as olfactory receptor 1078. Gene Ontology annotation, biological process: G protein-coupled receptor signaling pathway. Gene Ontology annotation, molecular function: G protein-coupled receptor activity; olfactory receptor activity. The record is from RefSeq and is a predicted model, not a curated record. Bases 1 to 930 code for a protein of 309 amino acids. The transcript has a single exon. Gene Ontology annotation, cellular component: membrane. NCBI's taxonomy places the organism in Eukaryota, Metazoa, Chordata, Mammalia, Rodentia, Muridae.